Messenger RNA from Stegodyphus dumicola, 4060 nucleotides. RefSeq lists its product as uncharacterized. Lineage: Eukaryota; Metazoa; Arthropoda; Arachnida; Araneae; Eresidae. The record is from RefSeq and is a predicted model, not a curated record.
GUAUCAAGAGCAGCUUCCCAAGCUCAUACAUUCAAGGAAAGAGCUUUAUAUUACUCAUGAAGAACUUGUUCAGAUUACGAAAUGGAAGCUUAUGAGGGAGAAGUUUCGUCCUAACCUAAUUGACUUGGUUCGCAUAAACACUGAGAAAGCAGUUGUAACACACAGCAAGAAAGCUUUUAAAAGACUACCCAACCUUUCUGGAGCUAUAGCUAUGCUGACAUGCUUGAAAGGAGUGGGUCCUGCCUCUGCUUCUGCAAUCUUAGCUGCUGCAUUCCCAGAUCAAGCUCCAUUUAUGGCAGAUGAGAGUAUGCUUUCUACUCCGGGUGUUGAAACUAUGGAUUACACUGUAGCAGAAUAUUUAAACUAUGCUCUACAGCUGAAAAAGAAGUCUGACUACCUCAACAAUUUAGAUCCAAGUCAGAAUUGGAAUCCUCAUAAAAUUGAGCUUGCUUUAUGGGCUCAUUUUGUUGCCGGAGAGCUAGAACCAUCCAUAUUGUCAAACCUACCUCCACCUGAAGAUCUCCCUGAGGCACCGGGUAAUGAAGAUGAGGACAAGAAAGAAAAUAUCUCUAAAGAGAAAGAAGCAAGUGUCAAGAAGCGAUCAUCCCAAGACGAGGAUUCAGUGGAUAGUUUUGCUAACCUGAGCAGUGGUGAGGCUUCAAAUGAUGCUGCUGAUUUUUCAUAUUCUGAUUCUGAUUUGAAUAAGGAUAUAAAAGACAAUGGGCUUGAACCACCAACAAAAAAAUGUCGCAUAUAACUUUGAACAUUCUUUAUCAUAUUCAUUUUUAAACAUUUGUACAUGUGUACUUUACACAAUUAUUAAAACCUUGAACUGAACGAACAACAAGUAAAAAUACAGUUGUUAAAAUGUUCUUUAGGCGUAUAUUUUAGAUGCAACAAUGCUAAUUAGGUACUGUUUGGUUUAGUUUGCUGAUGAACUUUUCCGAACAUGCUUGAAUUUUUAUGAUCUUUUUUUUUUUUUUUUUUUUUUUUUUUUUUUUGUAUGUGUCAUCUUACCAGGCCAAACUAAAAAAUUAUUUUGUUAUUCAGCAUUGAAAUUUAUUAAUGGUAUUAUUUAAUGUACACAUAUACCUAAUGUUUAAGAUUUGCAUGACCUUUUCUGUUAUAUAGAGAUGAAAAUACAGUUUGUUAAACAUAAUUUAAUGAGAAUAAAAUAUGUCUUAAAUACAGUUUCACACAUGCAACUCAUUUACAUAUGAGUUAGGGGGAAGAAUUAUUUUAACAGUAAUUUUAAGAAAAAUCAGCAUUUUUUAAAUCAAGCCUUUUGCAUUAUCUACAAUCAGCUUGUUAUAGUUUAUCAUUUGUAUGUAUAUCAGAGCUAAUUGAUCUGAUGAAAGACAUUCUUAAUUAAUGUACAUGUAAUUAUUAAGAAAAUUUUUAAUCUUAAAAGCCAUCACCCACUGAAUUCUUUUACACACAUCAGGGAAAAUUUUAACCUUUGUUUAGUGGCAAUGAGCAUUCAGGUUAUUGUUCCUUUUGAAUUUUUGAGUAUUUAAAAAGUGUAUUUUUUUCAUUACUAAGUUAUUAAUGAUUGAUUUGAUUAGGAAAAUUUUUUUUUUUUGGAAGACACUUUUGAAUGUCAGAUUUGGCAGGAGGAAUCUUGUUUGUCAUGCUCUCAAUAAUCAAAUCAUCAUUAAUUGUUGACUUAGCUCAUAUUAAUUUCCUUUAAAAAGUGUUAGAACUGUAGAACUGAAUUUAUUGAUAAACUUUCUUGUCAGAUUUGUAAUUAAUGAACUAUAUGUUGACUGAAUUAGUUCAAAAAAAAAUCUGAAGGAUUUUCUUUGUGAGGUACUAGAAUUUUUUCUGGUAAAAUAUCUGUUUACUUGGAUAACCUUUUUCACUUAAAAUUUUAUAGGUUUCUUUUUAUGUAUUUAAAACGUCAUGUAUAAAGUACAUGGAAUAUAAAAUCAUUUUGCAGGUUUUAGAAAUUGUUUUUUGCACUAAAUUUUUUAAUCGUCUUUUUUUUAUUAUUAUUAUUUUAAUGCUGGAAUUAUAAAUGAUUUUAUGUUUAAAAUGUUUCAUAUAGGGAUGAUUGCUAGAGUUAUAAUUUUCAUAAAUUAGGGAUUUUCCCAUUUUUGUUAAUUUGAAUUUCACAUUCCCUACACAACUCAUAAAAUAUCUCCUCUAGAAUUGUUAAAUGUGAAUUUUAGGUUGAAGUCAUGUGAUUUUGUUUUCCGUGAAGUUUUUGAAUGUAAUUGUAUAAAAAAAUAAGAAAAAUAACUUUCAUAUUUUAUCUAUAAUUCUUGUAAUAAUUUCAUUGUUAAAUAUUAGAAAAAGUUCAAAGGUUAUACCUUUAUUAUAUUUUUUAUGGAGAAAUUUCCCAUAUGAAAGAGUAUGAAUUUAUUUAUUGUUAAUAAGUUUAAUAUUUUAGAUGACAAAAAUCUCUUUGUUUUAGAUUAAUACCCAAUUUUAUUGUUUACAUUUUCCUUUGUAUGUGCAACUGUUAUUUGCAUACUUUCAGUAAAUUUUUGCACAAAACUAAUUUAAAUUGUUAAAAAGAACUUCAUCAAAAAAUAAAACAUGGUAUAAUUUUUUUAAAAAAAUUUGCUUUUCUUAGUCACAAUUUAGAAACAUUUUAUCAUUUUCUUCAUAAAUGUAGUAAGUGUUUUAUGUAAUUCAGCUUUUAUAUUCAGAACUGGAUAUAUUUGUAUGUAGCCAGCUGAAAGAUAAUUCAAUCUUGAAAAGUAGGAUGUUGAUAAAUCUCAUAUUUCUUCAAUAAUAAUAAUACUUUUGUAUUAACUCUUUUUGGGGGGUGCUUCUUAAGAAAUGGGGUUUCUUUCCCCAAGUUUUAACAUAGCAGAUAUCUGUAAAGUACACUCUAGGCAUUUGAUUUUUUAAAAUGCGUUAUUUACAGAAAUGUAAGAGUUAUUUCAAAAAGUUAAAAAAAAAAGUCCCAAGAAAAUCGAAAAGUAUAAGGCAUUAUUAAAGUUUUACUGAAGUAAAUUAUGACAUGCACAGUGUUAAUUAUUAAUAUUUUCACAAAUUUGUUUUCUUGUUCUAAAAUGUGAAGUUUGAUUUUGUUGAAUUUGAGCACACCUUUCCAAGCUCUAAUUAGAAGCAGUUUAAGUUUUAUAAUCUACAAACAUUUAUUAAUCAGAUGUAUAGAAUUUUACUUUUUCUUAAUCUAAUGAUGGGCACUUGUCUAUUCAGCAUUGCCCGCUUCUAGGCCAGAAGUGGUGGCCAUUUUUAUUGUGGAAGCAUCCUGAUAGGCAGAUGCUGUUACCUUGUAUGAUGGGAUGGACAGUUACAGCUAUGCCUUCUCCAGAAUUUUAACCCGGUACCACAAUAGGCUCCACUAACCACUAUGCUGUCUGUGUGACAUUUUACAUGUUAACAUUGCUAUUUACUAUUUUAACCUAAAAAAAUUUUUAUUAAGUUAAAAAAAUGUAAAUUUCACCAUCAAUAUUUACCAUAAGUAAACUCAAAAGUAAACAGCUAAAAAUUACAUUAUAUACACACACAAUAGACAUAUAGCUUUCUGAAUUGGUAUUUUAAAUCAUUGUAUGUAUGUUAGCCCCAGUCGUGGACAUAAAAAUUAUCAGGUACAUAUAUGGGUCAAAGUAGUUGAAACAGAAUAUUUCUAUAAAAAUUCCUAAUUUAAAGUAAGUUAAUAAAUAAAUUAUAUAGAUUUUUCUCUUCAAUAAAAAUUUUUGCUAGAUCUAAAUGUUAUUGUAAUUAAACUUUCACUUGCAUUUGAUGAGAAUUUACAUCUCUUUAUAUAAAAUCCUUAGUCUUUUAUUGGAGUUUUUUUUGGGGGGGUAGAGAGCAUAGCUGCUAUUUGUAAAUAGCAUUUUAGGUCACGAAAUUUUUAAUUCAUGGUUAGCUGAAAAUAGUUUUAUUUUAAGCAUUAAUAUUCUUUAAUUGAUUAUAAUAAUUUCACACUUAAACAUUAUUUCUUCAUAAAUUUAAUCUGGUUUUCACAUAUGCUACAGAUUUUUACAUGAAACAUAUUGAUUUUAAUACAAAAAUCUGAAAACCUUCAAAAUUUACAUUGUGUCCAAAGUAAUUUUUUUUUUUUUUUUUUUUUUUUAGUGUUUUG